AUGAGAAGGAAGGCCAUGUUCACGGUGGGGAAGAGCAAGGGGGUGGUGGCAUCGCUGAUGCACAGGAGGCCCUUCCAGCACAUGGUGCUGAGGAGGCUCAGGGAGCUCAAGAAGAUAGUCCCUGAUGCCCGGGACGCGGACGUCGACGUGCUGCUCAGGCAGACCGCCGAGUACAUCUGCAUCCUGGAGCUCAAGGUGGCCGCCCUGCGGAGGCUCUCCGCCAUCUACGGUGCGUGA
This is a messenger RNA of Triticum turgidum subsp. durum (durum wheat), 237 nucleotides long. Lineage: Eukaryota; Viridiplantae; Streptophyta; Magnoliopsida; Poales; Poaceae. The record is from the annotation of a GenBank genome assembly.